Molecule: messenger RNA, 8102 nt
Organism: Acipenser ruthenus (sterlet)
Lineage: Eukaryota; Metazoa; Chordata; Actinopteri; Acipenseriformes; Acipenseridae
Product: solute carrier family 23 member 1
Exons: 12
Coding region: 119-1939 (606 amino acids)
Biological process (GO): transmembrane transport
Cellular component (GO): membrane
Molecular function (GO): transmembrane transporter activity
Source: RefSeq, a predicted model, not a curated record
ACCAUGUUGUGGUUGGAUGGUAUUACAGCAUAAGACUUAGGACCUGCACUCUUUAUGCACAGCUAGUGAGCAUAUAAUCACAAUUUAUUGGGUACAAAUCUCCAGCAACAUCUGAAACAUGCAUUUAGCCAAAAGUGAAGUGGAUGAAAUGAAGAACAAAGACGGAGCAGUAAAUCCUGCUUUUGAGUGCACAGAAUCCAGCCACCAACAACAGAGUAACACCAUCACAGUGAGUCUGAAUGAAAGACAUAAGAACAAGCCAGAACUGGAUCUCCUCUAUGCUAUAAAUGACAGGCCACCAUGGUACCUUUGCAUAUUGUUUGGUUUUCAGCACUACAUCCUGGCCUUUGGAGGAAUCAUCGCUAUACCACUGAUCCUAGCAGAACCAAUGUGCUUUGGUGAUAACAACUCUGUCAAGAGUCAGCUCAUCAGCACCAUAUUUUUGGUUUCGGGUUUGUGCACAUUGUUGCAGACAACUUUUGGAACCAGGUUACCUAUUCUCCAAGGAGGCACAUUCAGCUUUAUCACUCCCACACUGGCCAUACUUGCAUUGCCUGAAUGGAGAUGUCCAGAUAUUAAGGAAAUGCUCGUUAACACAACGAAUAACACUGAAUUUAACAGAGAUGAAAUUUGGAAAUCCCGCAUGAGAGAAAUUCAAGGUGCCAUUCUGGUAGCGUCUUUGCUUCAGUUGGUACUUGGAUUCACAGGUCUUGUUGGAUUUGUCCUGAGGUGUAUUGGACCCCUCACGAUUGCUCCCACCAUAACCCUCAUUGGACUCUCACUUUUUGUUGAAGCUGGGAAGAAGUCAGGAGCACACUGGGGCAUUGCAGCUUUGACUGUGGGCCUGAUUUUUCUCUUCUCUCAAUACUUGAGUAAAGUGAACAUCCCUCUAAUUGUCUACACAGAGAAGAAAUGGAAAAUUAUAAAAUACCCCAUAUUCAAGUUGUUUUCAGUGCUAUUGGGAAUGUGUGGGUCUUGGCUAAUCUGCUUUCUUCUUACAUUCUUUGAUGUACUGCCGCGGAACGCAAAAGAUUACGGUCACACUGCAAGGACAGAUAUCAAUCUCAAUGCUGUUGAAAGUGCUCCAUGGUUCCAUGUUCCAUAUCCAGGUCAAUGGGGCCUUCCAACAGUGAGUCUGGCUUCUGUACUUGGGAUGAUGGCUGGAGUUCUGGCAUCAACCAUGGAAUCCAUUGGUGAUUAUUAUGCCUGUGCACGGCUUUCUGGGGCCCCGCCACCACCUAUGCACGCCGUUAACCGAGGCAUUGCAAUGGAAGCAAUAGGUUGUAUUUUGGCAGCCAUCUGGGGUAGUGGGAAUGGAACAACAUCUUACAGCCAAAAUAUCGCCGCACUCGGAAUCACAAAGGUUGGCAGCAGGUUGGUACUUCAGUAUGCUGGUCUUUUAAUGAUUUUCUUGGGACUGUUUGGAAAAUUUGGUGCUAUAUUCAUCACCAUUCCUAUUCCGGUCAUUGGAGGAAUGUUCAUGGUUAUGUUCGGAAUGAUCACAGCCGUGGGCAUCUCUAACUUACAGUAUGUGGAUUUGAACUCUUCAAGAAAUUUGCUGAUCCUUGGAUUUUCCACUUUCAGUGGCUUAGUUUUACCAACUUGGUUCCAUUCCAACCCAGAGAUGAUCAACACAGGCAUCAGAGAACUGGAUCAAGUUUUUACUGUUCUUUUUACAACGCAUAUGUUUGUUGGUGGAUUCUUUGGAUUUAUUCUGGACAACCUCCUCCCAGGAACAGAAAAAGAACGAGGCAUCAAAGCUUGGCGUGAGCAUGUACACAAGUCAGACAGCGAAGAAGAUCAGUCCUGUUAUGACCUACCUUUUGUGAACAAAUACCUCAGCAGGCUUCGGUGUGCAUAUUACAUCCCUUUUCUCCCAAUGUAUAAGACAGCCGAGAAAAGAGUAAGGAAUAUGCAAACUAUUAGCACAAACAGAUAACAAACUGCAGUCAUUUCAAGAUGCAAGUGACUCAAGUUUUAAUCAUGUCUUUGUACAGGCAUAUUCCAAUCAUUAUGGCAACAAAAUUGGAUGUCAUUUUUACAAUUUGUCUGCUUUUAAAGUACUAUAGCUAUCUAUGUCUUAACCAGAACCAAAAUGACCCUUUCUUUGUUUCUAAGGUCAUGGCAAACACUUAAGAGCUUUAAGCAAAUCACCCCCAGGUUCUGUAUGCAAAUUUAGAUAUUUCAGGAAUUUCUUUUAAGACUCGCCACUUCCCACAGUGUGUUCUGGUAUACGGAUAAGGUUCACACAGUAAUUUUCUUUAAUCUACUACAGCAUGAUUCACCUCAAGUCAGAAAUGACUCCUUUAUCCCAAAAAUGGAAACCAGGCCUGAUUUAAUGCUGUACCCUUUCCCAAAUUAAAAUCACUCUUUAGUCUAACCAAAGGGAUUGGGGUGGAAAGGGCUGUACUGAAUUUCUCAUAGCUUUAACUUACACAAUGUAUCUGUAUGUGAAGAUUAUGGUAUGCAUACAGUAUUGACCAAAAUAUUUCAAUUCAUUACAAAUAAAUGUGUAGCUUUUGUACUGUUCAUCCACUAGUCAGCUGCAUUUAUGCGUUGUGGAAAUUACAUUUUAGACAUGCUUUUGAACUGAUCUGUAGUGAAUUCACUUGAUAGCUAGAUCACACCGCUAAGCAGUGUGUAAAAAUAACACUUCACCACUUGAAACCUGGCAAAUCCAAAUCAAAUCAUAUUUUACAGAAUUAGUGAGGGAAUAAUGUAUUCAGCAAUGGAUAAUAUUACUGUUUUUGACAGUGAGGAGGAUGUAAGCGAAUUAUAUGAAUUUGGUUGUCAGAAAUGGAAAACCAAUUUCUUUGAGGAUUUAAAGAUGGUCUCAGGCAUUGAGUCUUAUACUGUUUCAAAAUAAUGAAACGCUAAUACUGUUCAUGGCAUUGAACUGUACAUGCAUGUGCUUUUAGUCUCUGGCUUCUGUUUUCUGAUUUUAUUUAUAUAUAAAAAAAAAACCCUUUUAUAAAAAUUUAUGUGGGAUCGUAUUCACAAAGUAUUUACAACAAUGCGUAUUUCAUUAAAUGAUAAUGCAUCACCCUGCUCAGCCUCAGAACAUUGUAAGAAUAGAGUAAAAAAGAUAAAAAAAGUUAGAAGGUAAUUUUGUAAGUUACCUUUAGCAAUUGUUGCUAAGAAGUUGAAAACAACCAGCAAUUAGUCCACAAAGAAGUAUGGAUUUUAUGCCAGUAAUUAAAAAUAAAUGAAUAAAUGUUAAUGUCAUAUUGCUUAAAAUUAAUUUAAGUCAAGUGGGUGGAGGACAAGCAUGAUAUUACUUUAUAAGACGCAUUUUUAGAUGCAUGGUCCUGGGCGGAAAAUGUUAAUUUCCCUCGUAGAGACAAAUGCAGAUACACAUAUACACCAUACAUACAAACAGAAAUAGCCACCACUAUUACAUGGGUAUCAUUCAUAUAUAACACACACUACCGGUCAAAAGUUUUAGAACACCCCCAUUUUUCCAGUUUUUAUUGAAAUUUAAGCAGUUCAAGUCCAGUGAAUAACCUGAAAUGGUACAAAGGUAAGCGGUAAACUGCCAGAGGUUUAAAAAAAAAAAAAAAAAAAGGUUUAGGUUACCAAAAACUGAAAAAUAAUGUACAUUUCAGAGUUAUACAAAAAGGCCUUUUUCAGGGAACAAGUAAUGGGUUAACAACUUACAGCUGUUCUGCAGCAAUGGAAGUAAAUUAAGCCUUGAAAGUUGAUGCUAACAAUUCCUACAGGUGUCCCAACUUUUGUUGAUUACUUACAAACCCUCUGUCUGUAUAAAAGCAGUGUUGGAACAGACUGUGUUACUACACCCUCUUAAGCAUUAUUUGGACAGUAUUGUACUACAGGAAGUAGUAUAUUGCUCUCAUAAUGGCGAGAAAAAGGCAGUUUCCUACACCAUCAAAAGGCACUUGGAAACUGGAGGAAACUCUGACAGGAAGAGGUCUGGCAGACACAAAGCCACAAAAGAAUCAGAAGACAAGUUUCUGAGAGUCAACAGCUUGCGUGAUAGACGGCUCACAGGACAACAGCUUCAAGCACAGCUUAACACUGGUCGAAGUAAGCAAGUCUCAGUUUCAACUGUGAAGAGAAGACUUCGAGCUGCAGGUUUGACAGGUCGAGUGGCAGUAAGAAAGCCAUUGCUAAGAUGGCAAAAUAAGAAAAAGAGGCUUGCCUGGGCCAUGAAGCACCACCAGUGGACUACUGAAGACUGGAAGAAGGUCUUAAGGACCGAUGAAUCAAUUUGAAAUCUUCGGUUCAUCACGCAGGGUUUUUGUACGCCGUCGAGUAGGCGAAAGGAUGGUUCCUCGGUGUGUGACACCAACUGUCAAACAUGGAGGAGGAAGCGUGAUGGUCUAGGGCUCUUUUGCUGGAUCCAGAGUCGGCAACUUGCACAGAGUGAGUGGCACCCUGAACCAAAACUGCUACCACAGCAUUUUGCAGCGCCAUGCAAUACCCUCUGGUAUACGCCUAGUUGGUCAGGGGUUCAUCCUACAGCAAGAUAAUGACCCAAAACAUACCUCCAGGCUAUGUCAGAACUACCUUAGAAGAAAACAACAAGACGGUAGGCUUCAAAUCAUGGAAUGGCCAGCACAGUCUCCAGACUUAAACCCCAUCGAGCUGGUUUGGGAUGAACUGGACAGAAGGGUGAAAGCAAAGCAACCUACAAGUGCAACACAUUUGUGGGAACUUCUGCAACAGUGUUGGGAAGAACUUUCCGAACAAUAUUUGAUUUCCAUUGUAGAAAGAAUGCCACGAGUGUGUUCGGCUGUUAUAUCUGCAAAAGGUGGCUACUUUAACAAAAUUUAAUCUAAAUUUUUGACUCAAACAAAACGAUUCCAUGAUUUAUUUUUUAUCUCCAAUUGUUUAUCUAUGCUUUAAUUUCAGAGUACAUUGAGACAUUAAACUGCGUAAAUUUCAAUAAAAACUGGAAAAAUUGAGGUGUUCUAAAACUUUUGACCGGUAGUGUGUGUGUGGGGGUGUGUAUAUUAUAUAUACACAGACGUGCUCAAAUUUGUUGGUACCCGUACAGCUCAUUGAAAUAAUGCUUCAUUCCUCCUGAAAAGUGAUGAAAUUAAAAGCUAUUUUAUCAUGUAUACUUGCAUGCCUUUGGUAUGUCAUAGAAUAAAAUCAAAGAAGCUGUGAAAAAGAUGAAUUAUUGCUUAUUCUACAAAGAUAUUCUAUAAUGGCCUGGACACAUUUGUUGGUACCCCUUAGAAAAGAUAAUAAAUAAUGGGAUUAUAGUGAUAUUUCAAACUAAUUAGUUUCUUUAAUUAGUAUCACACAUGUCUCCAAUCUUGUAAUCAGUCAUUCAGCCUAUUUAAAUGGAGAAAAGUAGUCACUGUGCUGUUUGGUAUCAUUGUGUGCACCACACUGAACAUGGACCAGAGAAAGCAAAGGAGAGAGUUGUCGGAGGAGAUCAGAAAGAAAAUAGACAAGCAUGGUAAAGGUAAAGGCUACAAGACCAUCUCCAAGCAGCUUGAUGUUCCUGUGACAACAGUUGCAAAUAUUAAGAAGUUUAAGGUCCAUGGAACUGUAGCCAACCUCCCUGGGCGCGGCCGCAAGAGAAAAAUUGACCCCAGAUUGAACAGAAGGAUAGUGCGAAUGGUAGAAAAAGAACCAAGGAUAACUGCCAAAGAGAUACAAGCUGAACUCUAAGGUGAAGGUACGUCAGUUUCUGAUCGCACCAUCCGUCGCUUUUUGAGCGAAAGAGGGCUCAAUGGAAUUAGACCCAGGAGGACUCCACUUUUGACAGAAAAACAUAAAAAAGCCAGACUGGAAUUUGCUAAAAUGCAUAUUGACAAGCCACAAUGGAUGGAUAAGAACAAAACAUUGGAUUAUUCUGAAGUGGCCUUCUACGAGUCCUGAUCUGAAUCCUAUCGAACAUCUAUGGAAAAAGCUGAAACUUGCAGUCUGGAGAAGGCACCCAUCAAACCUGAGACAGCUGGAGCAGUUUGCUCAGGAAGAGUGGGCCAAACUACCUGUUAACAGGUGCAGAAGUCUCAUUGAGAGCUACAGAAAACGUUUGAUUGCAGUGAUUGCCUCUAAAGGUUGUGCAACAAAAUAUUAGGUUAGGGGUCCCAUCAUUUUUGUCCAUGCCAUUUUCAUUUGUUUUAUUAUUUACAAUAUUAUGUUGAAUAAAAAAUCAAAAGCAAAGUCGGAUUUCUAUUAAAUAUGGAAUAAACAAUGGUGGAUGCCAAUUACUUUUGUCAGUUUCAAGUUAUUUCAGAGAAAAUUGUGCAUUCUUUUUUUUUGUGGAGGGGUACAAACAAAUUUGAGCACAUCUGUAUAUAUUAUUGUACAUAUCUGCUGAAGUUACCAUUUUACAAUUUUUUUUUUUUUUUUUUUACAUAUUAGCCUGUGCUGCAGGGAGAACACUAACAGGUAUGUACAGACCACAUGGUUAAUAUUCUACUGAUCUGAAAAUGUAUAAGGAUAUUCCCAUUCCAGACUCAUCCAUAUACCCAGAAUACCCUACCCCAUUCACAAAGAUGGAAUAUAAUGUUUUACAGUAUGGUAAAUACAGACUUGUAUACAGUUAAACAUGUUAACAUCAAAGUUUGUAUUCUUCCAGAUCAUCUAGGCUUUUACACCCAGUGCAGAAAGACAUCAGCCUUUUUCUUUUACAGUGUUUCCUAAUUAUCUUAUCUCUGGCUGUCUGUCACACUACAUGGUUAGCACGAUAACUGGCUUGAUUUUACACCAAUCCUUAACCAACUUUCUUAGCUACACAGACAUAUUGUUUUAACCUGUACAUUCACUCUUUCAUGUUCUUACCUUUGCAAUUAUGAGGAUCCUGUGAAUGUGCCAGCACACUAGCUUUAUUCGAUGAGGAUAGCAUCUGGAAACUUAAUCAAUGUUACUGAUACCACAAGAGUACCUUUGUGGCAAAAAAAUAAAUAGUGAGGAAAGACCGCUGCCACUUUCUGGUUCGUUGCCCCUUUAAAAAUCAACCAAGGACACAGACUUGGAUUUUUCAGCGCGGUUGCGCUAUUUUUAAUAACAGGACAAACAAAACAAAACACAAAAAAUAAACACCUAGCUCUUUACAAGCACUAACUAACACACAGGAACCUAACUAGCACAGGACAGCUAGGCCGUUUACCUGUCACACAAAAACCAACUUUACUAAAACCACACAGGUUCACACUGCACGUUAUUCCCUCUUGACUGCUAAGAAACAGAACACCUCUUCUGUCUCCUUCUCCUCCGCAGCCCAGAGCAAACUCACUGCCUGUCUUUUUUAUUCCCUGCACCUGGUUCUAAUUUCCAAUUACCACCCAGGUGCAGGGGAUAAUUAAACAAUAAAACAAUUAACCAAACUGAAUUAAACAAUAAGCAAAACAAUUAACGAAAACAAAUGUGCAUUUGCACAUUUUUUCCACGCAGGGAGGCUUUAUCCCCCUCCCUGCUGUGUUACAAUAGUAGCAAUGUAUUUUAAAAAAGUCAACAGACAGCAAAGAAGAUCAGUCCUGUCAUGACCUGCCUUUUGUGAACAAAUACCUCAGCAGGCUUCGGUGUGCAUAUUACAUCCCUUUUCUCCCAAUGUAUAAGACAGCUGAGAAAAGAGUAAGGAAACUAUUAGCACAAACGGAUAACAAACUGCAGUCAUUUCAAGAUGCAAGUGGCAGGUAUGGUACUGUAUUGUAAAAUAGAUAAAAAAUAGCAAUGUAUUUUUAAAAAGUUGCCAAUGUACAGUAAAAUAUAAAUAGAUUACCACAGAUAGCUAAUAAACAAAACAAAUAUUUUAAAAGAACACAUUCACACAAAACAAUAAACCAUUUGUGUAGGCUACAUAAAUCAUAGACCACAAAACAUGAUACCUUUAUAAAUAAAUUGCAAGGCUUUUUUAGUGGGAAACCUGCUGAAUAAUGUAAUGUUAACAUAUUGAAUUACAUCCGCUUUGUAGUUUUCCAUAUAUACGAAAAACAGACAAAUUGAAAAAUGGGACAAAAAUGAAACAUGAAAUACUAUACUACUAUUAUGGCUUCUGGUCAACUUUUUUUACAAAGUUUGUAGUUUAUUUGAUUACAUGAUGUUAAAUAAAAUAUCUAAAUUACAUUCAUAUUUUUCUUUUUAAAUUAUUCUUAUUUCCUAAAAUUUUAGGUGAUGCAAAA